Molecule: messenger RNA, 5508 nt
Organism: Trypanosoma theileri
Lineage: Eukaryota; Euglenozoa; Kinetoplastea; Trypanosomatida; Trypanosomatidae
Product: kinesin
Exons: 1
Coding region: 1-5508 (1835 amino acids)
Biological process (GO): microtubule-based movement
Cellular component (GO): microtubule; kinesin complex
Molecular function (GO): microtubule binding; microtubule motor activity; ATP hydrolysis activity
Source: RefSeq, a predicted model, not a curated record
AUGAGUUACGAGUACCCGGAUGAUGGUCAUAUCUACGUCUGUGUACGUGUACGGGAUGUCGCUACAGUGCCUGGAAUGUCCAUCAAUCAAAGUGCCACCCGCCGCUCCACUCGUGAGAACAUUAAAGAAGCCCAAAAGAUUUGUGUUUCCACAAUGGAGAAUGUUGUUCUUCUGCAUGAUCCCAAGUCAUUAGAUGAUACCUCAUGUGUUGCCCGGGAUGCGGAUAACGUUGUACAACUCCUCACUGCCCGUGCCUCUGGUGGAAAGAGUAAACAUCUCACCCGAAAGUUAUUAACAUCCACAGCCACAGCGAACUACUUUGAGUAUGAUAGAUGUUUAAACUCUAUGGAUGCGGAAUCUAUGCUGCAGAUGCCUCUUAUUCGCAACAGUGACUUUAUUCGACCACCCGAGUAUGGUACACAAGAAGAUGUGUAUUUGUGUACAGCCGUACAUGCCGUUUCUGCCGCGGUGGAAGGUAUUAACUCUUGUGUUUUUGCAUAUGGACAAACCGGAAGUGGAAAGACGUUUACACUCUUUGGAGAUACCACUUGUAUUCGCCGUGAUCCUGGUGUGGUUCCACGUACAGUGGAUGAUCUUUUUAAACGUUUGGAGAAUAUCAAACAGGAGUAUGAGAGUAAUAUGGAAACAGAGUAUUCCUACCGUGUACAACUUGCCUUCUUUGAGAUUUACCAAAAUGAGGUAUAUUGUCUCUUCUCACGUAAAGGUCCAUUACGUGUUAACUUUGCCCGUGAUUUUGGUGGAAAAGAUGAAACGAUGAUUAUUCAAGAUCUUCAACAACACGUGGUGGGAUCUGCAGAGAAAUCAUAUCCUCUUAUUGAAUUGGGACUACGAAGACGACAAACCGGCGAGACGGGAAUGAAUGCACGCAGUAGUCGCAGUCACGCGGUAUUGCAGAUUCGAGUUACACAAUGGAGAACCAAUCGACUCACAAAAGAGUCUGUGGAAUUAAAUGCCACCAUUAAUCUCGUUGAUCUCGCCGGUAGUGAACGGCAGAAAACUGCAAAAACCGAUGGAAAGAGUCGUGAUGAAGGGAUUCAAAUUAAUCAGUCACUUGCUACUCUCGCACGUGUAAUUAAUGAAAUCUCACGUGGAGCCAAGUAUGUCAAUUACCGAGAUUCACUAUUAACGAUGGUAUUGAAGGAUAACUUGGGUGGAAAUAGCAAAACUUUUAUGAUUGCGACGAUUGCUCCAGUAUCGUUUUGCUACCAGGAAUCAUGUGCAACAUUGCAGUAUGCGAAAGAUGUUCGAAAGAUUCGUAAUCGUCCAACUGUGAAUAAGACAUUUCAAACACGAUCUAAUUUAUUAGAGUUAAAUGCUAUUCUUAAACAGGAGAAUGAACAACUCCGGCAUCACAUUGAUGCACUUCUUAGAGGUUCUAAUCAAGAAAUGGAUUAUAAUGAAGAAAUGGGAACUGUAGAUGCAACAGGCGAGGUUCCAUUUCAUCAUGGGAAAUUCAUUACUUCUAAAUCAGGUGAUAUUCAUCGUACUGCAAACACAAUGACAGAGACGUUGAUGACUUCUACAACUGCAGCUGCCGUACCAAUUGUCAUUACAGCCCAUCGUAAGUACACCAGUAUAGAUGGAAUUGGUGGUUCAUGUGUAGAAGGUGGAAAGAUUGGAGUCACAUCACUCGAAAAGAAUGUGACUCGUUUUAAUUUGUCUGAUCUUUUAAGCAAAGCACAGAAGAAGAAGAACAUUCAACAACAACAACAACAACAACAAAAAUGUCAGAAUGAUGAUGGACAUGCACUUGAGGAACAAGAAGAAGAAGAAAGAGAGAGAGAACAAGAGGAUGAAGGAGGAGAGCAGCAACAGCAGGAACAUCAACCAGAGCAACAAAAUGAAAAGCAUCAGAUCAAGACAAAUUACGGUACCAUUGAGUUUGAACGCGUUUCUCGACGAUCAUGUGAACAACGUUACUGGCUAAGAUACAUUUCUCCUGAAGGUACUACUUCUAAUAAUAAUAAUGGAUCUGAUUCUCUGGGUUGCAAUGUAGACUGUCAACUCAAUGGAUGCAGUUUAACAAGUGGUGAUCGCCGACAGUUGGUGCAUGGUGAUGUUCUCUGCGUUUAUCUAGACACUGCUGACGGUGGUGCGGAGAAUCAUCUCUUAUCUUUCCACUAUGUUGAUAUCAACUGUCUCUCUCGCCGGGAUAUUACCGCAGGUGAUGGAAAUGGAUCUCUUUCUCAACAGAACGCCACAGCCGCACGUGAGGAUAGUUUAGAACAAUUACAACGGGAACGGGCUAAACUACUGGAUAUGGUUCAAGCACAGUCAAGAACGAUUGAAUAUCAAUGUCAACGAGAUGCCGCAUCUCGCUCCCGCAUGGUUUCUGUAAACAAUCACCUCAUAGGAGAGAAGGAUGGAUCUUCUUCACCAAAUCCUGUUCGUCCAUAUGAUGUUAUCGAUACACAUGUACCUGUCUCUACACCUAUGCAGGCAAGCGCGGCAGCACGUGCUUUUUACCGUACAUCGGUUUCUCCUUCUAUUCGUGAUCACAGUGUAGAUUCACAGCGUUACGAAGACUGCGUGCGUGAGAAUGAAUCUUUAUAUAAGAAUAUGAUGAAACGCAACGCUACAUUUGAGGAACUCGCCCGCCGUUUGGCAGAGUUAGAGAAGAGCACUUCUCCACAAGGUAAGGAUACGAACGCCACCACUACCACUACUUCUACUACUAUUGCUGCUUUGAAAUCUGCCUUACAUCCAUUAGAAGGUGAUGGUCGAUCUUCUAAAUCAUCAGAGAGCAGUGAUUAUGAAGAAGUGAGUGAGAGUAAUUCACCCGAUGGUAAAAUGUCUAAAACACGUGUCACACCUGAAGCUUCCAUGGGUAAAGAUAACAGUGAUGUUGGUGUUGAUGAGGAUAAUGAUGAUGGUGAGAAGAAUGCUAACCAUGCUAUCGCACAAACUGCCACAGAACCUGUUGAAAGCACAACAACUACUACUACUACUACUACUACUGCUGCUAUCACUACAGGGGAACAAGAACUAACUGCAGAUGAGAUUUUACUAAAACAUCGUAAAGACCCUGAAAUGGAAGAUAUUGGAAGAAUGCAUGUUUACCUCUCUACUUCAGAUGGUGUACGUGAGCGGUACCACGCUGCAAAGCGGGAACGUGUACUUUGUGAACGUAUUUGGUCUCUUGAACAGGCAUUAGAGGAUUUACGUGCUGAACUCCAUUUACUGGAGAGUAAACUACGAGUUGCACAGGAUGCCAAUCUUGAGAAUGAACUCCGCCGUUCGCAGAUGGAGGAUGAAAUGACAGAAGUUUCAGAAGCUUUACUUGAUGCCACAGAGGAAAAUGCCGCACUCUUGCGAGACAUUAAUUCACUUGAGACAUUCCUUAGUCGUACAGAAGAGGCACUUGCAGAGGCGAGUGCCAUCAAUGAGGCUGAACUUGAACGUCGUCUUCGUAAUAUGUCAGAUGAAAUUCGUGCUUUAAAAACAAUUGCACGUAUGUGGAAACGACGUGCUAUGCAACGUAUUGCUCUUGAAUUUGCUUCUGAUAAUAAUAACAAUAACAACAACAAGGAUUCUGGGGAUAUGGUUCACAAGAGUGGUCAAGUUCCAUGGGAUGAUUUGCGUGUGGAGAGUAAUGCAGCACGUGCAAAGAAGAUACUUGGUGAGAGGGGAUGUACUACAGCUGCUGUUAAUGCGAUUGAUCGAUUUGAGAAGGAAACUGCUAUUGAAUCUGUGGUUGCACUUGAAACCGUUUUGGCAGAACUUGAGAAUGAAAAUCUUCGACUUAUUGAUGAUAUUAAAACAUAUGAAGAACAAUUACAGAGUUAUAAAGAUCUUCUUGAUCGUCUACGUCGUGAGAAGGAAGAACUAGAAAAGAACACAGUCACUGAUACAACUACCACAGUGGAAGAGAUGGAAAAGUUUAAGAAAUUGUAUGCAGAGAAAUGUGAAGAACUUGCAGCUGCAGAGCGUCAAUAUGAGGCGGCUGCCUCUAAACUACAAGCGGCAAAACAGAAGAAUACAGCUGUGAAAAAGAAAUCUGUUAAAAAUAAUGAUCUUUUACUACAGGAACAACGCCGAAUGAUUGAGGAACAACGUGAAGAGCAGGAGAAACUCAGUGCAGCACUUAUAUCUAAGGAUGAGGAAUUACGUACAGUUCUUCGUCUUCUUCAUGGUGAGGGUGGAAUGUGUGGAUUGGAGUUAAGUGGAUUUAAGGAUGAUGCGGAGUUACGUUCUCGUAUUGAGACUUUAUUACAAGAAUCCAUGGGAGAAUGCAGUGGAACAGGCGGCUAUUCCGUUUUUCCUCCAGACUUUAAAUUCUCUGAAGAGGCGAUUGCCCUCAUUCGUGUUUGUCUGCGUGUAAUGCUGGAUCGUCUCAAGAUGGAACUCUAUGUGAUCAACCGCCAGUCUCUUCACAAAUUUGGUCUUCUCGUCCCUGCCGUGCAGUUACGGCCGGAGGCGCAAUUUCAUUCUUUCAUGCAUGAACUCCGCGGAGUUGUGGCGGAAAUCGCCGGCCGCCCGCAGCGACUUGGCGGUCGUUGGGCGAUUGAAGAGGGAGACGUCCUCGCGCGUCUCGUCGAUCACCGCCGCCGCCGUGCGGGGAAUGCCUUAUAUGGAUUGCUGCUCUGGUAUGAUCACUGGGAUCUCGCCCCAAAGACAGAGCACGUCUGUUAUAUGGAACUCAUUCGUAAUUCGGAGCGGGUCAUGCAACUGGCAAGACUUGUGCGACAGGAGAGUUUGGUGAAUACAAAUGCCACCUCCACACUGCGGUUGAUGAUUCCCAUGAAAAAAGAUGCCUUUGCAGAGGAAGGAGGAUCAGGUGGAAUAGGAAAAACAGGCGCAGAUACAAGUGUAUUGGAUAGUAGACGUAUAUUAGAGAAACUGGAGGUUGGGGCAAAACGCAGUAAUUUGGCCCGUACAGUGGGAGGCAGUAAACCCAAUACGAGAAUCUCAGGCUUUCACCGCAGCUACACCACCGCAAGUGCACACUCUACACCACGUAGGAGUGGCGUCGCUAAUGUAAACUUUUCUCGCACCGCCACCUUUACAGGAAAGACACCUAAGAGGGAUCGACCAACACAACAUCAAGAGCUUCAGCGGGUUGUGGGAGAACAAGAAACACCGGCUGCAGAAAGUAAGUUUGGACGUCGUGCAACUGCCCUUGUGGUGCCGGUAUCUGAUAAUGAUGUUACUUUUGCUGCUACUUCCACAUUAGCUCAACAUGAUCCCAAUUUUAAUUUCGCACGACAUAUGAGUGCUGUGAAUAUUCCAGAAGCAUCAGGAACGCACAGUAAACCAGCGGCUAAAGUAACACGAUUCGCACGUGCCAAAACAGAUGUACCGCCGAGCUUUGCCGCUUUGGCAGAAUUACAUCAUGGAAAGAGCAGUCAAACCCCAACACCACGUCGAACAACAAUGGAUUUAAGUAAUGAAAGAUCUACUCGACGAACCAUCACACGUCUUUCCACUACCUUAAAGAGUGGAGUCUCUAAAGGUGGGGCCACGCCCAGUUCCCAAAAAAACAAAUAA